Molecule: messenger RNA, 1233 nt
Organism: Emys orbicularis (European pond turtle)
Lineage: Eukaryota; Metazoa; Chordata; Testudines; Emydidae
Gene: TMEM184B
Product: transmembrane protein 184B
Exons: 8
Coding region: 1-1233 (410 amino acids)
Biological process (GO): transport
Cellular component (GO): membrane
Molecular function (GO): transporter activity
Source: RefSeq, a predicted model, not a curated record
AUGAUAGUGGUGACUGGAGUCAUGUCAGAGCCCGAGCUGGGUUCCCCUGCCACCACCCCAGUUGCAGCCCCAAACUUCUCCUGGAUGUCUGAGGACGGCAGCCCCACGGCUAUGGAGCAGCCAAUAUUCCUAAUGACCACUGCUGCUCAGGCCAUCUCAGGUUUCUUUGUGUGGACAGCUUUGCUCAUCACCUGCCAUCAGAUCUACAUGCAUCUGCGCUGUUAUAGCUGCCCCAAUGAGCAGCGCUACAUUGUCCGGAUCCUCUUCAUUGUGCCCAUUUACGCCUUCGACUCAUGGCUCAGCCUCCUUUUCUUCACCAAUGACCAGUACUAUGUUUACUUUGGCACUGUGCGGGACUGCUACGAAGCCUUUGUAAUCUACAACUUCCUCAGCCUCUGCUAUGAGUACCUUGGGGGGGAGAGCUCCAUCAUGUCUGAGAUCAGAGGGAAAUCUAUCGAGUCCAGUUGCAUGUAUGGGACUUGCUGCCUGUGGGGGAAGACGUAUUCCAUCGGAUUCCUGAGGUUCUGCAAACAGGCCACCCUGCAGUUCUGUGUGGUGAAGCCCCUUAUGGCGAUCAGCACAGUCAUCCUCCAGGCCUUUGGCAAGUACCGGGACGGUGACUUCGAUGUCACCCGCGGCUACCUCUAUGUGACGAUCAUCUACAAUAUUUCAGUCAGCCUGGCGCUCUACGCGCUCUUCCUCUUCUACUUUGCCACACGCGAGCUGCUCAGCCCCUACAGCCCUGUUCUCAAGUUCUUCAUGGUCAAGUCCGUCAUCUUCCUGUCCUUCUGGCAAGGGAUGCUGCUGGCUAUUCUUGAGAAGUGUGGUGCCAUUCCCAAGAUCCAUUCGGCCAACGUGUCUGUGGGCGAAGGUACUGUGGCCGCCGGCUACCAGGACUUCAUCAUCUGCGUGGAGAUGUUCUUCGCAGCCCUUGCCCUGCGCCAUGCCUUCACCUAUAAGGUCUAUGCAGACAAGCGACUUGACGCACAAGGUCGCUGCGCCCCCAUGAAGAGCAUCUCCAGCAGCCUCAAGGAGACCAUGAACCCUCAUGACAUCGUCCAAGACGCUAUCCACAACUUCUCCCCCGCCUACCAGCAGUACACCCAGCAGUCAACGCUGGAGCAUGGCCCACCCUGGCGCAAUGGCAGCCACAUCAUUUCGCGCUCCCACAGCUGCUCGGGUGCCCGGGACAAUGAGAAGACCCUUCUGCUGAGCUCCGACGACGAGUUCUAA